AAGGGCCCGCGCGGGAUGGCGGCGGUGCCGCGGGCCCUGUCCCGGCUGCGGCCCCGGCGCUGCCCCGCCGUGCUCCGGCCCUGCCCCGCCGGGCCCCGCGGCCACCGGGGGCAGCGCGGCGGCACCACCGGCACCGGCACCACCACGGCGUUGGCGCGGCCGCGCUGGGCCCGCCCGGCCGGCGCUGCACUGGCCUUCCUGGGAGGGCUGUCGCUGUUCCCCCGGGACGCCGAGGAGGAGGAGGGCGAGGACGCGAUCAUCCUGCUGCUGAAGAAGGCCAAGCUCAGCGUCAUGAAGGGGGAGCUGGCGGAGGCCGAGCGGCUCCUGCACCAGGCCCUGCGGCUGUCGCACCAGGAGGACAACAGGCAGGCCAUCGCCUACACCUACAGCGUGAUGGCAAACGUGGCCUUCAUGCAGGGACAGCUGGACAAUGCAGAAAAGCUCUACAAAGCAAGUAUGAGCUAUUUGCUUGCAGGGGACAUGAAGGAGGAUGACAAUGCAAUCCUUGAGAUGUCCCUCAAGCUGGCCAGUAUCUACGCUGCUCAGAAACAGGACAAAUUAGCCAUAGCUGGAUACCAGUUCUGCAUCCUGACCUUAGAGGAGAAGAUUGCCAAGCAAAAGGACUUGCCUGAGGAUGUCUUACCAGCUGAAGAAAAGGCCAACACCCGUCUCCUGCUCGGGAUGAGCCUGGACUCCUACGCUCGGUACCUCCUGAGCGUGAACCAGCUCCCAGCGGCCCAGAAAAUGUAUGAGAAGGCUCUGCAGAUAGCAAAUGAUGUUCAGGGAGAGACUCAUCCACAGACUGUGGUCCUGAUGAACGACUUGGCGACUGUGCUGGAUGCUCAGGGGCACCACGACGAGGCCUAUUCCUACGUGAAGAGGGCGGCAGAGCUGGCAAGGGAGACUCAGCACCCCGAGGAGCACAUGGUGCUGAAUAACCUGGCAGCGAUUCUGAUGCACAAAGGUCAGGACACCUGUGGAUGGCAGUCACAGAAAGCACAAGCUGGAAAAAUUGAGUGAAAAGGCAAGUCCUGCAUACCCAUGUCAGAGUCACCUCCACCAGAUGAGUUCAGCUUUCGAAAUAUCUCCUGUUUCUUGGAUUUUACCAUUGGUGAAGUGUUCUCAAGUUUGGUGAAAAACGAAGGCAGGUAACUGAUACUGCCUGGAGAGCGAGAGUCAGUCCUGCCAAGACCAACACGUGUCAAAGAGACAGAACAUCCAAGAUGUACAUUUAAAUCUUUCCAAAAGCAGUCAGGCAGAAACCACUAACGUUGUAUGAACACUGUGGUGCUCAAUAAAAAUUGAGUUUGUUUAAGCAGCAGUAAUCUGGCAAAAAAGCCUUAAUUAAAAUCCCCAAGAAACAAUUCAUACUUAAAUUAAAAACUAAUCUAAAAUAAAGCAAAAAAGACUCUAAAGGUUUCCUAACCCAAAAUCCUUACAUUUCUAAAAAGUGCAGUCCUGUUCCCAAAAAUCCCUGUGAUCUAGCUAACCUCCAUCAUGGACUGUAACAACCCUGCCAGCAACUGCAGAGUGGAGGGGGGAAAAAACCCAAGGAAAACUGAAUCAAUGUCACCAGCAUGAGCCUUAAAUAAGUACAUUGGCUGCUACUCCUUCCUCAGCAGAGCAAAUGGCAGGAGCACCCACUGCAAAGUGCAUCUGCCACAGGUCUGCAGACACCAGCACUGCCAGUGUGCCAGGGAUGCUGGGCACUUUGAUGCUGCAGGUGUGGCAGAGUGACAAACAGCCCUGGGACAGGGCUGCCUGAUCCAGGGACCUCCUGACACCCCACCUUCACACCUCCCAGAAGUAAAGCUCCUUAGCUUAGUGAUGUUUCAACUGAUUAACUGCUCCAGAAUCAUGAGUGCUGGAAGCCAGGGUUCCUCCCCUCUCCACCAGGACAGUAUCCAAGAAGCCAAUCAGGCAGAAGAAUACAGAAUUAUUUAAUAAAUAUCGUAGGAAAUGCACCUUUCUCAAAAACCAUUUCAGUUUUAUAGAACUGGUACCCAUGAGGAGCUUUGUUCUAACAUUUUCUACCAGAUACAACACAGAACACACUGAAACUGAAGACAGAACACGAACAGAUGACCUUUCACUCAGCCUUCCCAAAGCACCUCCCAGUAGCAAAUUUUGGAUGUUAGUGCAGAAGGAUCAACUGUGAUUAACAGCUUUCCCUCUGGUACCAGAGGAAGAUCACUUAAACUGCUCUUUAAUAAAGACACUGUUUGCAGCACAAAGAUCCAGAAUAAUAUUUUUAAAGUCAGCUUUACACCUACCUCUGUUCAGUAGGCUCAGUUCUUUGGGAAAGCAGAAGAACAUUUUCCUGUUUCUCAUGUACAACUGGGACCUGAGGUGGUGAGAUUGGCUCAUAGGGCUCUGAAGAGACGUGACUCCUCUCUGGAGAUUUUCCAGGCCUACACCCAUAAUUCAGAGACAGAUAAGUACUCUUAAUGCAUGGACAGCAAUAGUUAAGUCAUGUAAUUGUUUUCCAGUUGUUUCCAGUUGCUCCAUAACUACUUAUGUCUAGUUAUAUGUUACAUGCUUUAGUCUGCUUGGUGACCUCAAAAAAAUGACUAUGAAUUGUCCAUAAUGACUCCGGUAAGUUUUAAGGAAUUAAACAUCUUCACCCCUCUAAAGACUGGAACUUAAGCAGAAAUAGUGAAGGGAAAACAGUUAUAAGUUAUGUUUUGGAGCCAAGCAAUUGUCAAAAACAGUAUGAGACAGAUGUUGUCUAAAAAUAAGACAAAAAGGUACCUUUACGUCCAAUCUACAUCAAGAUUAAUGCACUUUUUUACAGAAAUACCAUAUCUGGGAAUUAAUUAAAGUUGCAGUCAAACUGAA
This is a messenger RNA of Pipra filicauda (Wire-tailed manakin), 2838 nucleotides long. RefSeq names its product tetratricopeptide repeat domain 19 (gene TTC19). The record is from RefSeq and is a predicted model, not a curated record. Gene Ontology annotation, biological process: mitochondrial respiratory chain complex III assembly. The transcript is spliced from 10 exons. Gene Ontology annotation, cellular component: mitochondrial inner membrane. Gene Ontology annotation, molecular function: protein binding. Lineage: Eukaryota; Metazoa; Chordata; Aves; Passeriformes; Pipridae. The coding region runs from base 16 to 1020 and encodes 334 amino acids.